Molecule: messenger RNA, 1786 nt
Organism: Papaver somniferum (opium poppy)
Lineage: Eukaryota; Viridiplantae; Streptophyta; Magnoliopsida; Ranunculales; Papaveraceae
Exons: 11
Coding region: 98-1621 (507 amino acids)
Source: RefSeq, a predicted model, not a curated record
UCCCUCAAACAAUUUUUCCACCUCUCAUUUUAUCACUUCUUCUCAAAAAGAGUAGAGAAGAAAAAAUUCUUCAAAAAACAAAAUACCAUUAAUAAUAAUGAUGAUGAUGAUUGAAUCAUCCUUAGCCGUCGUAUUCCGUGGAGCUACAACCACUGCUUGCUCCUCCUCCUCCCCCCUCUUCUUCUCAGGUAAUAUUCGUCCAUGGUGGAGUACAGAAGAUCAUCACAGUACUCGUAGAUUGUCACAGGCUGCUGGAAGUCAUUAUCACCAGCACCACCACCAUUGGACACCUACGAGAACGAAUAAUUUGGAGAAGAGGAUUAGAACAGCAGCAGCAUCAUCAGCUGGAUCAGAUAAUUCAUCUGGGUGGAAUGGAGAACCAAAUUACCAUCCCUUUGAAGAGUUUGGAGCAUCUACUGAUGAUUCUGUACUUACACCUGCCGAAACAUGUAGAACUCUGAUUGAGGUAAACAGCAAAGCGACACUGAUGUUCUCAGGAUUGGUCGAUGAUCAAGUCCACGAGAACAUUUUCUGGCCAGAUUUGCCUUAUUUAACAGAUGAACAUGGAAAUAUUUACUUUGAGGUAAAUGAGGACGAGGACAUUCUGAAAACCAUAACUUCUCAAGAAAACUACGUGCAAGUUAUUAUAGGCUUAGAUACUAAAGAAAUGCUUAGCGAGAUGGAACUUGACCAAGCAGAAAUUGAUUAUGGCAUGGAAGAAAUUGGGGAUGAGGAUAGUGACGGCAAUGAUGAUGACGGUGGAGAAGGUGAUGAAGGAACCGACGAUGAUGACUAUGAUGAUGAGGAUUGGGUAUCCGUCCUAGAAGGUGAUGAAGAUGAGACCGAUUCUGAUGAGACACUUGGGGAUUGGGCGAAAUUAGAGACAAUGCGUUCUUCUCAUCCAAUGUAUUUUGCUAAAAAGAUGUCUGAGGUUGCAUCAGAUGAUCCAAUGGACUGGAUGGAUCAGCCUCCAGCUGGUCUUGCUAUUUCAGGCCUUUUACGACCUUCAUUCUUUGAAGAAAACUCUGCACUCCGGAAACAAUUACCACAAAAAGAUUCUGAUAAGGUAGACACUAAGGCUGGGACUGCAAAUGGGGAUUCAAAAGAUACUAUAAUCAACGGUCAGCAGGAUAAGUCAAGUUUAACAGAUUCGUCUGAAGAUGGUUCAGAUAGGGAAGAUCAAUCGGGGAAAGACGAAACCCCGAGAAGUUCAUUCUACAUGCUAGAGAUGGCGAAGAUCCAACUGGUUUCUUCAGAUGGAAAUCAGUCUGUUGUGGAAGUACACGACUUUCAGAAAUCUCAACCAGAUGCUAUUGCUCAUUCUGCUGAAAAAAUCAUGUCUCGCUUAAAAGCUGGAGGGGAGAAGACGACACAAGCUCUCAAGUCUCUUUGUUUGAGAGUUAAAGGUUUCCCAAUAGAGGAGGCAACAGUCAUAAGUGUAGAUAGUCUUGGCUUCGACCUGAGAGUUUGCUCAGGAACUCAAGUGCAAACCUUAAGGUUUGCAUUUAGUACACGGGCCACUUCAGAGUACAGUGCAGAGAGGCAAUUUCACGAGUUACUGUUCCCGAGGAGCCAGCAAACUGCGCAAAAGCAGCAAGAAGCUAGCCCAACAGAAUCAUAAAAGUUCUACAUUCUUCAUUUCUCAUUUUUUUAGAAUUUUUUCGUGUUGGGCACUGCAUACCAGAUUUUGCAGGCUGACAAAUUUUACACAGACUUGCAACUUAUGUGUUUUACUCUCUCAUUACAUGAAAUGAAAAAUCUGGUUAUUUCAGAAUUGCAUUUUCUU